Messenger RNA from Haliotis rubra (blacklip abalone), 3635 nucleotides. Its product is annotated as mucin-5AC-like. The record is from RefSeq and is a predicted model, not a curated record. The coding region runs from base 83 to 2173 and encodes 696 amino acids. The transcript is spliced from 10 exons. NCBI's taxonomy places the organism in Eukaryota, Metazoa, Mollusca, Gastropoda, Lepetellida, Haliotidae.
AACCAGCGUAAUAGGUGUGCGCUAAACCCCCAAACAGUACCUCACAUUCAGUGCGUGGCUGGAGUUGGUGGGAAGCUUCAGAAUGCCUGACACCAGACUUCUGUUUUCAAUAGCCCUGGCUGUUCUGUCCUCACAUCACGCCUUGGGGUGCCCCGCGUUUACAUCGUGCCAAACUCGGAUGGCGGCUGCUCUAGGUGCACCCGGCACUGACACAGUCAGCCUCUGUCGAGCUCUCAGAGACUACCUUGAGUGUGCCCGGGGCGCCAGUGCUUCUUGUGGGGUUUCAGAGAGAGGAUACGUCGUGGAGGGGUUCAACAUCGUCAACGUGAGAUACUCGACGCUCUGCACAGCUUUCCGUACCGCAAGUGCCUCAGCACCGGUAGACUCAACCACGGCGAACACUGUUGCUCCUUCCUCUGCAACGUCCACAGUGUCAUCAGCGACACUGACAUCGGUUGAGGGCGAGAAGACUACCCCUGAGGCGGACCGGUUACCCCAGAACCGUUCGGCUACCUUACUUCCCGUGCCAAGUUAUCUACCGGAAGUGACGUCAGAUUACACCUCUCCAAAAGACCAAGUUACAACGUCUGUGACUUCUGCAACCACUGAACAGAUGUCCAUAGCAACCAAACGAGAUGGUUCUGCAUGUAUCUACCUUCCUGGUAUUGCCAAACAGUCAUCCGAGCAAUUGUGUACACUACGGCAGAUUAUGUCCCAGUUCAACAGCGGUUGCACGCAGUUAGAUGACUGUGGCCGGAAGGUUUCCAGUAGUCUGAGCAGCCCUGACGACUUUUUAAUCUGCGGGUCACUGGUCAGUUACAUAACCUGUGCCCAGAAAGCCAAAAGAGUGUGCGGAAACGUCGACAAUUCCAAUGUUCAGCAGAUUGUGGCGACGAUGUAUACAGCAAAGAACUGCACAGCUAUUCUUAAGGAAAUAACCACAUCCGUCGAAAUGUCUCCUGUUACGGCUCGUAAUUCAGUAUCAGCACCGACACGCGAGACACUUGGGACUGGUGAAACCAGCACACAGCCUGAAUCUUCAUCUUCGGUAACAGAUACCACCUCUUACAUUCUAAACACUGGUCGUAUUAAAGUUACCAAUACUCCAAAUGCUGAUAUUACAUCCACUUACUCGAAGGACGCAAAUACUCCCACAAUGUCCUUUGAAAGGACCAGUCGCUUGGAAGUGACGAACACCCAGAAUAAAGCUGUAACGACAACGCAGUUGUUGAAGGGUACAAGUACUCCCCCAGUGACCUCUGCACUCACCAGUCGUGUGAAAGACACGGAUACCCUGCACACAGAACGCUCAACUGUACCCUCAGUGUCCUUGGCACUCACCAGUCGUGUGAAAGACAUAGAUGCUCUGAACUCAGAACGCUCAACUAUACCCCCAGUGACCUCUGCACUCACCAGUCGUGUGAAAGACACGGAUACCCUGCACACAGAACGCUCAACUGUACCCUCAGUGUCCUUGGCACUCACCAGUCGUGUGAAAGACAUAGAUGCCCUGAACACAGAACGCUCAUCUGUACCCCCAGUGUCCUCAACAGACAGACACACCCAUGUCUCAUCCUCAACCGCACUCAACCGUGAAACCACCACUGACGUCAAGACAAACUCGCCCCCGGUUACGUCGUCAUCCACGGGGUACUUGUCAUCUUCUUCAGAGCCAGCAGUCGUCAGACGAGAUAGAUCGAGCACAUUGCGGGUCACAGAAGUAGAACUGUCACGCACGGACGACAUCACAGUACCCACAUCAAGAGUUGAUAUGACCACCACAAAAACCAAUACACCAUUUAAAACUAACCUUUGGGCGAGUCUUGUCACAAACACGAGAACCUCUCGAGUUACCUCCCCUUCCAUUCUUCCAGGACAGCCCACAGAAGCUACAUCAGGUUUUCAUCAGUCGAGGAAACCUUUCCCCAAGUCAACAGAUCACACCCGGUAUGGAACUAGAUCCUCCACUGAAAUGAAGAAGACGAGUCCGCCAAUACCAGGCGAGUUCCCCACCAUCCCCCCACCCGAAGAAGACGAGUCGACCAGGGACACAUCUAACUCUCAAGGUGUGGGAGUCCCAUCCUCAUGCACAAACAGGUCCCUGUCUGUAUCUACCGUCUCCACUGUGUUGGUCAGCUGGAUCUGCUGGACGCUGUACAUCACAAUUACCUGAAACCAGAGGGCCUGCACAGGUUGUUGAAGUCUCCGUGAGCAAACUUAUGUUGUCGAGUGUGCUGAAUGUGUGUACGAAAAUGUCAACAUGUCCGACCAAGGAGAUCCUGCUACUGAAGACAGGUCUAUGAAAUAUCAUAGACGACCGACGUUUUAACUGGAAUAGCCAGCUCUGUUUCAGAUUGUCUUAUGUUGUAAUGUUAAUAUUGUGUUUAUAACUUGUAUUGUUUUUUAAGUUAUGUGUAAAGAAGGAGGAGUGGGUGAUAACUUAUUAAUAUUUAAACAAUUGGAUUAAGUUAAUAUUUAACAGAAUUUAUCAUCCAAGUUAUUGUAACGCAAUUUAUGGAGUUUACUCCUUUAACAAGGCGUUGUCAACGUGUCAAAACACCCAUAUUUAUUGUAGAAAUCAAGUACAUCAAAGGUCGACAGUUAAAUGCAGAAUACAUAACCCAGUCAACAUGCGAACCUGGAAGCUCCCAGACACAUGAAUCCGGAACAUGUCAUGUCCGUACACACCACAUGGCCAAGCUUGGGGAUGCUCUAUGACUCACUUUAUACCAAGUACAACGGUUGCCUGUUGAUUUGUGUAUGCUGUUGUCAUUACGUUAACUCCAAUUGUAUUGGGGCAAGGCCAGAUAGAGAUUCCCUAACACAUGCUCAUGAUUUUAUCUGAAUCGCACAAACUUCUCCAGAAAUGUUUAGAGAUUUUUGACACUGUGUUAUUGUGCAUAAUAUCGACUGCCAUGACACAGUCCUGCGAUCCAGUCCAGCAAGUGAUCGCAUAGACUUAAUAUGCCAGCGACCUGACACUCUCCGUGCUGGACACAGUAGGGCGACAGCACCUGUUGGAGGAUGUAGACGGUGGUCGGAAGUGUUUGUGUCACUGCAUGUCACUCGUGCUAGAAACCAGGACUUUCAUUCUUAAGCCACUUCCUCUUUUGACCAAACAUUAUAUACUGACAUUAAUACCUUAAGUCAUGACCACUGACGUAAAUACAUGCGUCUCGCCGCUUUAUCACAUAGCUAGUAUUGACAGGACUGAGUGAAUAGGUUUUUAUUCAUUGUCCGCAAACACAGGGAUGAAAUACCUGAAAGCACUGCCCCUAUCUUGAUGAACAGAUGGCUCUAAGCUACCUUCAUCCACGCCUUUAGAGUACGAUCAUACACUAGGACAGCCAGGCGGAGAUCGUCUCUCAGGGAGAACCAGUGCUGGCAUCACAUGCACUUACUACCAACAGAUAACUUAACGUAUUUUUAUGUUUUGAAUUUUGUGUAAAUAAUGUAUUUAAUGUGCCAUGUACAAAUGUGUCAAAUAUAUUGUGCUGAUAUUUUCAGUUACUUCAAACAUAUGUGUUAAAUGUUACCUUUUGACGAAGAAGAAAUUGUAUAUUGUGUUGAAAUUAUGUAUAAGUUUUCAGUUACUUCGUAUUUGAAUAAACAUAUUUGUUAAAUACUUUCUGAAA